CUGACGCUAAUCGAUUGAGCGCGUUCGCCGAGAGAAUCUUAACGAGGAUACGAGUGGCUAUCGAGCUAGUGCGCGGGCCCAGAACACAGAGGCUGGAAUCUUGAUGGGCGAAGCCCUCCGUCAGUGUCCGUUGCUUAACGUUCAUAAAACAGAUGAGAAUUUUGGCGCCUGUUUAGGACGGACAUUGUAGGAUGCGCCGUGAGCCUAGGGUUCAUAGCAACUGUCUAAGUGCUCAAACGCCAGUGACAGAGCCACCAUGUCGGGAGUUCAAGGUUCAGACCCGGCGGCCACGACUGGAAACGCCGAGCAGAGCGCGGAGCAAGCCACAGAGGAGAGCGUCACACUUCAAGAGCUGCUCGAUGAAGAAGAAUCGCUCCAAGCUGACGCUGCGGCUGUUUUAGGGGGAUCCGACGAAAAAAAUUGUAGCUAUCCUCAUGGAUAUGUCGACCGUCAAGCUCUGUAUGCCUGCUCGACGUGCACCCCUCCAGGAAAGGAUCCAGCUGGGAUUUGCCUCGCCUGUUCGUACGCUUGUCACGAAGGGCACGAUUUGUACGAACUCUAUACGAAGAGAAACUUCCGUUGCGAUUGUGGCAACGACCGCUUCGGUGACUUCAAAUGCUCCUUGUUUCCCGCGAAGUCUGCCGGGAACCGCGAUAAUCUCUACAAUCACAAUUUCUCCGGGAAAUACUGCCGUUGCGCUAGACCAUAUCCGGAUCCUGAACGGACGGAACCCGAAGAAAUGGUGCAGUGCGUCGUGUGUGAAGAUUGGUUUCAUCUUAACCACGUUGGUCUGAAGGGAGUCGCCAUCGACUCGAUCGAUGAGUUGAUAUGCGAUGAGUGUAUGAAGGCUCAUCCGUUUUUGUGGAAGUACAAAUUAAACAUUGGGUCUCUGAGCUCAUCCGUGUCUCUAGGUUCGGCCGUCGAUGUCGAGACUGAGAGCAUAGCCAAACGACCGCGAAUAGAAAUUUGUGAUCCAGCUGAUAAGUCGUCCGUCGAGAAGGAUGAAGCACAUUGCAUUUUCUCGAGGCUACCCGAGCCGGAGUCGGUGCCCGAAACCGGAGCAGUCUGGCCUACGUCAUGGCGACGAAUCUUAUGCCGCUGUGAAGGUUGCACAUCGUUGUAUGAGACAGAGAAGCUUUCGUUCCUCCCAUCGCCUGACGACACCAUGAGGGCGUAUGAAAAACGGGGCGAGAAGAAGCGUGAAGGAGCUCCCGAUCCUCUAAUGAACGCCUUGAACGGCCUUGGGCACGUGCAGAAGAUCGAGAUGAUUGAUGGUUACAACAAUUUGAAGAAUUGCCUCGGCGACUUCCUCCGGGAACGGGCUGAAGCGAACGCUGUUGUCACCACUGAAGACGUGCACAACUUCUUCAAAGGAAUGAAGGAGAUGCAGUCCAAGAAAGCAGCUGCGGUUCCCGGUUUCUUCUGUCGAUGAAACCCCAGGAGGGAGUUCUGAUUGACGGUUCCCGGACCCCGGCCUCUCAGACGACUUCCCAAGUGUUCUGGCAGAUUUGGGAGAUCUGCCCGUCUUCCUCGAUUCAAGGUUGAGCAGAAGCCGAUGAGAUUGAUUCGAUCAUGAAAAUCAAUUUGUUCUGUUGUAAUUUGUUCUCGUCGGCGAGACGUUUCAACUCCGAGUGAGAUCGAUGGCCGGGUCAGACAACCUCCGGACUCUGCGGACUUGCUCCGGGAGACUGACGAUAAUUCUCUCCCCUUGGUCUAUCUCAAUAUGAACAGUACUGUACAUUACCCCCAAUAAACUCG
Galendromus occidentalis (western predatory mite) is the source of this 1758-nucleotide messenger RNA. RefSeq names its product putative E3 ubiquitin-protein ligase UBR7. Gene Ontology annotation, cellular component: cytoplasm. Bases 257 to 1432 code for a protein of 391 amino acids. Gene Ontology annotation, molecular function: ubiquitin protein ligase activity; zinc ion binding. Lineage: Eukaryota; Metazoa; Arthropoda; Arachnida; Mesostigmata; Phytoseiidae. The record is from RefSeq and is a predicted model, not a curated record. The transcript is spliced from 5 exons.